Molecule: messenger RNA, 4950 nt
Organism: Ochlerotatus camptorhynchus
Lineage: Eukaryota; Metazoa; Arthropoda; Insecta; Diptera; Culicidae
Gene: lin
Product: protein lines homolog
Exons: 2
Coding region: 1093-3861 (922 amino acids)
Source: RefSeq, a predicted model, not a curated record
CAUUGAAGGUCGCCAUUUUAGUAAAAAAAUCGUGUACCAAAAAUCCGUCGUCUCCUGCGGUUCGUGUGAAAUUCACGUAAUUUUUGUGCAAUUUCGAUUCAAGUAGGAGUUUAAGUGCACGGUAACGGUUUCCUUCGGUCGUGAAUGUCAGUUUCGUGUGGUCACGGCGUCGUGUAAAGUGCUAAAAAGCGACGAAAAACAAGGGGACCCCGUAUGAACAGGAGCUGCGCUUCGUUCGCAACAGUCGCACACCAGUUUACACACGGAAAGCUUCCAGAUUCCCGCAAGUUCGGAAGCAACAAGUGAAUUUGGGUGGAUUUUUUUGCUCCAAAACAGUGGAAAGUGUGGAAAUUCGCCCGGCGGUGGGCUAAAGUUGUGAAAAGUGCAUGGAAAUGUGCAGUUUUAAGGCAUGUUGAGUUCGAAUUGCGCGAAAUAGUGCGAUUAUUUUGAAAAGUGCUACUGGUUUUGACACUUACACAGCAAACCAAUACAUCGAAAGAGGGCAAACGAGUUUUAUUUUCGUUGUCCGUUUUGUAUUUACCAGCGCAGUAAACUACUGGCUUCGUCGUCCUCGAUAUUGGUUGGUUCUGCUGGUGCAGCAUAAAAGUAGCAUACUCAUGCGCGCGCUCGCAUACACAUACACAUAGACGGACACAACGAGCGUGUGUGUUGUUAUAGGCCGAGAAGGCAGCACAUUAUUGAAUCGCGCACGUAUACCGCCGUCGCGGCGCGGUGCGGCGCCCUUCUUUCAUCUUCCGACGACGAGCGAGGCGAUUGAGCAGCAGAGGUGGUGUGGAUUUUGGAUUGGAUUUUGAUCGUUCGUCGUGUGUCUUCUCUGUGCUCUUCACGAUCGAAGCUCAACAACGCAGCGUUGGGAUCAAGACAUUUUUUGCUGCCCCUUUGUGGACGCCUUGUUGAAUGAAAUUUAUUUUGACGGUUUCAAUAAUGCAUCUAGACACGGCAGCAAUACUUCCCGGACACGCAAGGCACAUGGUGACGUGUGACUGAACACAAACAAUAGCAAGUUCCUUUAUCGUCAUCCAGGGAAAAGCGUACCACUGCACAUCGCGCCCGCAUCACAAACAACAUUCCAUGGUUCUCCAGAAGGAGAAGGAACCAAGAAAGGGCCUGGGGCCUUCACUGCCAACCGGACCGGCAGCAUCGGCGGUAGCCGUAACCGGCAGUGGGGCUAGCCCUUCCGAUGCAGUCGCCAUAAUGUCGUCACCUGCUUCGUCGUCGUCGGUGCACCACAACAAUGAGCAACCGGUCAUCAAACGGCAACGGAUCGAAAAGGAAUCCGACGUCGUGGAUAGCAGUAACACCAGUGUCAACUGUGCGGCCAGUUCCAGUGGGAAUUCGUCGAAUGGAUCAUCACUGGUCGCAUCCGCCUGUUCCAGUUCCACGUCCCUGUCGUCAUCGCCUCCAACGACGUCGUCAUCGUCGGCGGCAUCAUCGACGUCGGGAUCGUCUUCGAAAAUCUUGGACAGUAGCAAUAGUAGUAGUAGUAGCAGCAGCCGCAGCAGCAUCGGUGCGGGAUCAGAUGAAGACGUGCUGCUCAAGCAGGUUCAGGACUACCAGACGCUGUUCCAGGGGGCAAUUGCGAAGCAAUGUCUCUGCGGGUUGGAAACCGAGGUGCUACUGAUGUCGUUUCAAUCGUACUACGUUUGCUCCGGGAACAGUUCCCGGGGGGUGCAUCGGCAGCUGCUGCCGAUGAUUGAGUGGCCGUUCGAGUACCUGCUGAAGUUCCUCUCCAACGUGCAGCUGCUGUUCGAUACGUACUUGAAGCAGAACAUCAAGGGAACCAUCUGCUCCGGGGUGAUGGAUCUGUGUAACUAUUUGGUGAGGAGCGAGCAUUUACAUCCGGACGGCGAGUUUGUCGGGAUGAACAUCGAUGAGAUUAUAGGAUUAUGUAACUACAAUAACAAGUUUAUCAACUACCUGUCCGGACGGAUAUUGUCGUCGUUCCUGAUAAUAGUGAAGGACGAUUUGGAUGAUCGCUGGUUGGAGAAAAUUGUGGCCAAUCUGUUCGAUUUCAAUCAGCUGGACAUACUGGCAGUGAAGAAGGUUAACUUUAGUUUGGACGUCAUCCAGAGGAUAGUGGAGUGGAAGGACGAGACAGAACAUCCGCUGGAUGAUUACAUUCCGGGACAGGAAGCUGGUAGCAGCGGUGCGGGGGCGUCCAGCUCGAUGGGAUAUCAUCACUCUCUGCCUGCUGCUGUUCCAUCGUUGGAAAGCAAUUACUUUGCGACACAUUACGGUUCGCAACAGUACGGUAGCGAACCGUCAGUGAGUAGUAUUUUUAGUCCUUCGUCGUCGUCAGUACAUCCUGCACCAGUGCAUCACAGUAGUUUAAUAAGUCAUCCCUCCGUCCCCCAUCCGCUGUCGUCUUCCGGUCAGGUAUGCCAUAUUAUCACCCUAACGGAUUCGGAAAGUUUCGACACGACCCGAAUCAAGUGCGAGACGGUCAACAAGCUUGGGAAAAAGUGGCCAGCGCUGGUGGAGGUUGUCAGCCGGAUGAUCAAAGCCCUGUCCGGGUCGCAGUCGCAAAACCCUCAAAGCCUAACGGCGAUCGCUACCGAAACCUGUAUUCUAACAUUCCUGCGGCUAUGGGAAAGCAUCAUCAGCGUGAAGGCGAAUCUUUCCGUGGUCGAAACGCAACCGUUCCACUCACAAUUGGAUCACUUCCAGUUGCUUCUGCUCUCCACCAAGAACUCGGUCAUCUACAAACAGAUGCUGACCCUGUUCAAUGAAGCUCUCUGCUACGGAAGUACGCUGGCGCUGCAAGAUUUCAUCCCGGAUGAAGUGGGCAGUUUGGCCCAUAAUGUGGUCCGUUGCGUCAAAGACCAUCGGAUAUUGGACAAGAUGCCCAAGUCGACGUACACCAGUCCGUUGGGACUCAUCGGGUACAAAGGAGAGUUGAUACGGUAUCAUGACAGCAGGUUAUCUCCGGUGUCCGAUCAGAAUGGUCGCGUUCCCUCCUCAGGUGAAUGUCUUGCUGCUGGAAACAGUGGUGGUCCCGGAAGUACCAGUCACAGCAGCAGCAGUAGUAGUAGUAGUAGUAGUAGUAGUAGUAGUAGGGGUGUCGCAACCGUUGUCACCUGCGGCUACGAUCGUACUUUGAUGCAGAAAAUGGCUCUGCUGGUGCUGAAGGCGGUCGCCGUCAUAGUCAAGGAAAUCCGAUGCGAUUCGAGCGACUCCAGCGUCGAUAGUAGCGAUUUCGACAUGCAAGAAAUCCAGAUGAUCGAACGCAGUAUUCGGGACGUGGUGCGGAAGCUGGAAACGUUCCUGAAAAUUCAGCUCGAGUUCCACCCGGACAAUCACUUCAGCAAGGUGCUGAUUCACCUGUUCGACGAUCAGGACGACUACCUGGUGGAGGCAAUGGUGUGUACGCUGGACGUCACGUCCGGAAUUUCGUUCCGGAACAAUGCCUUCCCGGAGCUGAUCGCCAUCCUGAAUCCGGUUUAUACCUUCAUCGAGUUUUCCAACCUGGGACCGAACAUCACCCAUCUGUUCCUGGAUCUGCUCAUCAGCACGGAGACGUGUUUCUUGUUGUACCUGCUGCGCUUGCUGAAGUACGUCCGCCAGAAUUGGUCCAUGUUUACGCAGAGCUGCCUGACCUACUCGCAGCACAACAACUACAGCAACGCGAGCACGCUACUGCAGAGUAUCCGAAACACCAACAUCGUAAUCAACCCGAACAGCCAGAACGUGAUCCUGGACAGCGUGAUGACGGUGCUGAUCAGUUUGCGGUUGCAGAUCAGCCGCCAGGUUGCUGACGCCAUCUUCCCGUACAACAUCGGGCCCAUCCUGAGGUUGAUCGAGAACUGCGAGAGUCUGUACGAGGGUAAUGAGUUAAGUUGAGGUGAGUACCCGAUUACUGCUUGUUGUUUUGCCCGCCCAGAAGAAACGCGCAGAAGAGGGAGGGGAACGGCUCCGUUAUUCUCCAGUGUGUAUUUAUUCAUAUUAGUUUGUUAGCGAAUUACAAUGUUUGGUGCGGAAAACAAUUUCAAUAUAAUGAAACUUUUUUAAACGAUGAAUAUCGGUUUGAAUUUUAGAGAAUGGCUGGGAAAGAAAUACGCUGACUUCCCAAUCGGCGCUAGUAGAGGGUAUGUCUGUAACGCAUUUAGUUUAGAUGGCAAAUUGAUAAUGGUGGUUCAUUGAGCUCGAUUUUGGAAUGGAGACUUGGAUAAGCAAGCGAUAGCUCUGUUUCCGUGGCACCUGUGGGUAGGUUUAUCCAAUCAAUAGUUGUAAGCCAAGUCCAUCUUUAGUCUAAUUCUAUGGAAGGCCGAAGCCCAAAUCCUUCUGAUUUUCCAUCGUUUCCGUACGGUCAGAUUUUGCCCCAGUUCGUACAAAACUCUGUUUCCAAGGAAGUAGCAUUUGGAAUGACCAGGCUUCGACCGCCUUAACCCGCGCCUUUCCAUGAUAGCACAGGGGAUCCAUAACGUUUUGGGUUUGUCUCUUUGUUUGUCAAUCUGCCAUUAGGUAGUCAGUAGAAAUACUCAGAGGGGGAGAGAUGGGCGGAUAAAACAAAAUACAAUUCGGCAGCAGGGAUUUGUACCUAAAUUAUCUUGCAACCCUUGCUAGAAGCUAGCAUAUCACAUGACUUUUACUUUUGAUUUAAUUUACGUGCAAAAUAAUAAUAGAGUGCAUCGCAAUAUUUUGCAUAUUUCUUGGUGCCAUUAGUUAACCAACUAAGAUCAAUUAAUCAAUAGAGUUAGAAUAUUGUUUUUAAUUACUGCAUUCAGCACUUCACAACCAUAUUUUGAGUAUAACAUAAUGCGUAUUGUUGAGGGCAUUUUACCACAUGCCAAUUUAAUAAGUAAAAUAACCUCAGCAUGGGUGAGAUUGGAAUCAUACAGCACUUUAAUAUUCUCGUCAGCAGAUUUGAGUGUCUUGGCCUGAAGUUUAGACAUUGAUGGACCAGGCAAUGUACUUAUGUAGCCAACUACC